UUCCGCUUCCCCACUUCCGUACACAAACAGUCGGCUGAUGACGUGUACCGUUAGCUGGCUAGCUUAGCUUAGCUUCUCUCACCUGUCAGGAUAAAAAAGACGUGAUUUAAAAAAAAAACACACAAACCGAGAGCGACAGAGGCGAAGCAAGAAAAACACACGGGGGAGGAAGAUGGAGACGCUUUACCACCAGACGAACAAACAAAUCCACGAGGUGCAGUCUCUCAUGGGUAAUCUGGAGAAGACGGAUCGUCAGUCAGUGCACUUGUUAGAGAAUGAGCUGCAGGCUAGAACCGACCAGAUCUUCAACCAUUUAGAACGACUCGAGAUCCUGGCCAGCAAGGAACCACCAAACCGCCGCCAGAACGCCAAAUUGCGAGUGGACCAGCUCAAGUAUGACGUUCAACACCUUCGGACCGCGUUGCAACAUUUCCAGCACCGCCGCUAUACCAGAGAGGCCCAGGAGAGAGAGAGGGAGGAACUCCUGAGCCGUACAUUCACGACCAACGAUGCAGAUACCUCCAUCCCCAUAGACGAGACCCUACAGUUAAACUCCAACUUGCACAACGCAAACAGAAACCUGGAUGAGAUCAUCGACAGUGGCAGCAACACCCUCAACGGUCUAAGAGAUCAAAGAUCUGUGCUGAAGGUGACCCAUAAGAAGAUGCUGGACGUGGCCAACAUGUUAGGGCUGUCGAACACAGUGAUGAGACUGAUAGAAAGACGAGCCACCCAAGACAAGUUCAUCAUGAUCGGAGGCAUGCUGUUGACCUGUGUCUUCAUGUUCCUGGUAAUCAGAUACCUGGGCUGACCACCAUCCGUCCACAGUGGCAGGUUUUGAUCAGUCGUGGACGUUUCUGCAGCGCAUCAUCCCUCAUGAUAUGAAAAGUGGCAGAACUGAAUUUUUAACAUCAGAUCGAAGUCAUUUUUUUAAUAAAUUGUGCCAUGAUUCAUUGGUGAAAUCAUUUUGGGCAACUGCAAAAGACGAGGUUGAAGAAGACCUUUAUUACAUACAGUAUUCCACUUGAAGCUCCAAGAGCGCUGAACUUUGAUAGGUUUACUGCUCCCUUCAGAUUACUGCCACACAUCCAUCAUCUUUUUUUUUUUUUUUUAGAAAUUAAAACCACUCUGAAACUAUAAAUCACAUGUGACUGUACCCAAAUGGCUUUUUAAAAAAUGCUUAUGUUCAUACUCAACUUGCUUUUCCCUCCAGUGUUAAAAUGUUUUGCUCUUUAAUCUGUCAGUAAUGUUGUCAGCGUCAACUCUGCCUUGUUAAACAUGGUUCAUAGAGAAAUACUACUGUGGAUAUACUCAUAAUGCUGUCGUUAAGAAUACCCCCUGGAGAAUAUCGGUUUAUGUGUAGCAGAUGUAAUACGCGAGGAAAACAAUGGACACCACAAUUACUUUGUAAAUUGUUAUACACUUCCUCCUGGAUUUAUGCUUGGAUCUAGUCUCACUAUGUGAGUGACUUCCUUCUCUUAAAAGAAUAAAACAAGUUUCAUUUCCUUGCUAUAUCUUCAUCAAA
This is a messenger RNA of Larimichthys crocea (large yellow croaker), 1525 nucleotides long. RefSeq names its product golgi SNAP receptor complex member 2 (gene gosr2). Gene Ontology annotation, biological process: intra-Golgi vesicle-mediated transport; vesicle fusion. NCBI's taxonomy places the organism in Eukaryota, Metazoa, Chordata, Actinopteri, Sciaenidae. Gene Ontology annotation, molecular function: SNAP receptor activity; SNARE binding. Bases 173 to 811 code for a protein of 212 amino acids. The record is from RefSeq and is a predicted model, not a curated record. The transcript has 6 exons. Gene Ontology annotation, cellular component: late endosome membrane; endoplasmic reticulum membrane; Golgi apparatus.